This is a messenger RNA of Solanum pennellii, 1342 nucleotides long. RefSeq names its product probable caffeoyl-CoA O-methyltransferase At4g26220. The record is from RefSeq and is a predicted model, not a curated record. The transcript is spliced from 4 exons. The coding region runs from base 191 to 1039 and encodes 282 amino acids. Gene Ontology annotation, molecular function: O-methyltransferase activity; S-adenosylmethionine-dependent methyltransferase activity. NCBI's taxonomy places the organism in Eukaryota, Viridiplantae, Streptophyta, Magnoliopsida, Solanales, Solanaceae.
GCAUUAAUAUAAUUUUUAUGUUCGCGGCAAAGAUAUUCUUAAAAAGAAAAAAACUAAGACAAAGAUAUUUUUGUAGAAAAAAAAAAGGAGUGAAUCAUGUGGAAGAGCAUAUAACACGAGAGAUUGUAAGUGCAAGUGAGAGAAAUAGGAAGAAAGAUUUGAGCUAGAAAAUUUUUGAAGGUUGAAAAUCAUGGCGUCUGUAAUUGGAGUUCAUAACUUUGCUGCUUUGAAGGCUGUUUAUGAAAGACCGUCGUUGCGGUGGAUUUUGCAACCCAAAAUGCAGCUGCCAUUUUCAGGUCGGAGAAUGAAUCUGCAAUCUAAGACUUCUGAUGAGGUUGAAGGUUCACCAUUUGAUCAUAAAGGGUUAUUACAGAGUCGAGAAUUAUAUCAGUAUAUUUUGGAGACUAGUGUUUACCCACGAGAACCCGCUCCUCUUAAAGAGAUCAGGGGUAUAACAGAAAAUCAUCCUGAAUUUUUUAUGGGUGCAUCACCUGAUUCAGGUCAACUGAUAGUCAUGCUGUUGGAUAUGUUAAAUGGCAAAAACACAAUUGAACUCGGAGUCUUCACCGGUUAUUCUCUGCUUCUGACUGCUCUUACAAUUCCUGAUGAUGGCAAGAUCCUAGCAAUUGACCCGGAUCUCAAGUCUUAUGAAAUGGGCCUGCCAAUCAUUCAAAAAGCCGGUGUGGAGCAUAAGAUCAAUUUCAAACACUCCCCGGCUUUACCUGUUCUUGACAAACUCCUGGAAGAUGAUAAUAACAAAAGUAGUUUUGAUUUUGCAUUUGUGGACGCGGAUAAAACUAACUACGGAAACUAUCACGAGAGACUAAUGCAGCUGGUGAAAGUUGGAGGUUUGAUAGUGUAUGAUAACACACUAUGGUAUGGAACACUUGUGAUGCCAGAGGAGAGCGUUCACGAGUUGAUGAGAUCAGAAAGAAGUUACUUACUUGAGUUAAACAGAUCCCUUGCUGCAGAUACCCGAAUUCAAAUUUCUCAAGUUCCAUUAGGUGAUGGAAUGACCAUCUGCAGGCGACUCUUUUGACUAACAAAAUUAGGUACAACUCGUACUCAAAGUUUCACUUGCAGAUGACCAUCACUUCAAUACCAUAUUAGCUAUUGAUUAGAAGUCAUGUCGCUUGUCAAUAGUUUCAUCAAAUAAUGUUUGAUUAAUCAUCAAAAUAAAUGAAAUUUUCUGGGAUGAUUAGCUAGAUGAUGUUAUGAAUAAUAUAUCAACCUUCGUAUGAUUAUGUGGAAAAAACGUAGAUUGAAUAAAAAUGUUCAUCUAUUGAUGUUGUAUAUGAGCGUAUUACUAAUUAUGUAUGUGCUAAUGAAAUUGUUGAACUAA